GAACCGGUUUGUAGUUCAGUGUGAAAGGAAGUGAAGAUGACAGGACACACGUCGAUAGGGCUCCUCUUCAGUGUUGGCAUCUUGUUUCACUUUUGUUAUUGCGAAGUGAAAUGCAGAAAUGACGAAGACGAGGAGGUUGACUGGUUUAUUUUAUACAAGCUGCCCAACGUGAACAAUGCCGGUUUGUUGUAUUUGUACAUGGAUGAGAGCACGAAUGGGUGGCAACUCAGCCAGAAGGAAAUCAACAGCAGAAGUGGCUCUUUGGGGAACACACUAAAACCUCUUCUUGAUUUCUAUGACAGAAAGACUGAAGGCUUUGGUUACAUGCUCUACAACGAUCAACCUCCAGAUCCUUAUGCUGCUCCUUCGUCAUUUGGCCACAGCAAAGGGGUUGUAAUGUUGGAUCGACAACAUGGCCUUUGGCUUUCUCACAGCACACCCAAAUUUCCAACAUAUCGCAACAAAGACUUCUGGCCAAAGAAUGGAAAUUCAAACGCUCAAACGUUUAUUUGUGUUAACUUUCCCUACGCACAGUUUAAAGCAAUAGGAGUGCAGCUCAAGUACAUCCAUGCUUAUUCAUACGACUCUGUGGUACCUACAACUUUUCAUGAGGAGCUGCGGUGUGUCGCACAGAGAAGCUGCCUUCCAAGAAAAGCACCCUGGUCCAGCGUGACCACACUGACCUCCAUGAUGGGCCGUAGUUUCACCAGUUUUGCAAAAUAUGGACGCUUUAAAAAUGAUCUUUACUCGAGCCUCAUUGCAGACUACGUUUCAGAGGAUUUAUUUGUAAAAGGCUGGGGGAAACUGCGUGAACCUCUCGCCUCGAACUGCAGCUCCACUGCUCACAUCUACAACGUGAAGGAAGUGAAGCUGCCGAGGAGGAAGCCCUUCAGUGACACACAAGAUCACUCAAAGUGGUGUGUGACUUCAGAUGGCAGCUUGACCUGCAUCGCUGAUAUGAACAGAGAGAGGAGUCAGAUGGACAGAGGUGGAGGAGCUAUCUGCACUGCUGACCCUGUGGUUGGGAGGGUCUUUAGAGCAUUAAUCUUUCAGUAUGAACCAUGUAAACAGUCUAAUUCUGAAAGAGAACUGUAA
Messenger RNA from Nematolebias whitei (Rio pearlfish), 1095 nucleotides. Its product is annotated as deoxyribonuclease-2-beta-like. The transcript has 7 exons. The record is from RefSeq and is a predicted model, not a curated record. Gene Ontology annotation, molecular function: deoxyribonuclease II activity. Bases 37 to 1095 code for a protein of 352 amino acids. Lineage: Eukaryota; Metazoa; Chordata; Actinopteri; Cyprinodontiformes; Rivulidae. Gene Ontology annotation, biological process: apoptotic DNA fragmentation.